Synchiropus splendidus (mandarinfish) is the source of this 969-nucleotide messenger RNA. RefSeq lists its product as uncharacterized. Gene Ontology annotation, cellular component: membrane. Bases 65 to 886 code for a protein of 273 amino acids. The transcript is spliced from 5 exons. Gene Ontology annotation, biological process: lipid metabolic process. Lineage: Eukaryota; Metazoa; Chordata; Actinopteri; Syngnathiformes; Callionymidae. The record is from RefSeq and is a predicted model, not a curated record. Gene Ontology annotation, molecular function: oxidoreductase activity, acting on the CH-CH group of donors.
CGAACUUCGCACUCGCUCGGAGGCUGCGCUGAACUUUAGAAUUCGGGUCCAGAGGAGUGGCUCCAUGACGCACAGGCCCACUUUGGAUCUGCUGGCCGAGCUGCAGGGAGCGAUGAUGGGCAACACGCUGGUGAAGUGCGCGCUGACGGACCUGGGGGUCCAGUGGGCCGGCUGGGCUCUGGCGUCCGCGCUCCGGACCGAAAAGUUCUACGACCUGGCAGGAUCUGGAACCUUCAUCCUCCUGGCUCACCUGAGCCGGUACUGGGGCGGAGCCAGCGGCGUCCGGCAGCGCGUGCAGACAGGACUGGUGACCGCGUGGGGACUCAGGCUCGGAACCUUCCUGUUCAUGCGGAUCCUGAAGGACGGACACGACCGCAGGUUCAACCAUGUCAGAGACAGUCCCGGGACUUUCUUCGUCUACUGGAACGUGCAAGCUCUGUGGGUCUUCCUGACGCUGCUGCCCACCCUCAUGCUGAACUCAGAGAAGAGGGACGUGGCUCUGGGGCCCCGGGACUACGCGGGCUGGGCCUUGUGGGGUCUGGGUUUUGCCACUGAAGCCAUUGCAGAUCAACAGAAGUGGCUCUUCAAAGGAGAUCCUGAGAACGCAGGGAAGUUCAUCCGCAGCGGACUCUGGGCCGUCAGCAGACACCCCAACUACCUGGGUGAGAUCCUGCAGUGGUCCGGGCUCUGGCUGUCGGCCUCCUCCGUCUUCAGUGGGUGGCAGCACCUGAGCGUGGUGUCGCCGCUCUUCGUCUGGUUCUUGUUGCGCUAUGUCAGUGGGAUUCCCAUCCUGGAGAAGCAGGCCAUGAGGCGCUGGGGUUCAGACCCGGAAUUCCAGGAGUACAUCCGUAACACUCCUCUACUCUGGCCCCGGCCCUGGUUUUGAGGCUCCUGAGAAUCAAACAUUCAGUCCAAACACUGGUCUCAGGAACCCACUGGGUUUUUCAUGACAUGAACAAUCUUUCAGUU